Trichechus manatus latirostris (Florida manatee) is the source of this 2586-nucleotide messenger RNA. It is a transcript of the gene TBL3, whose product is annotated as transducin beta like 3. The record is from RefSeq and is a predicted model, not a curated record. NCBI's taxonomy places the organism in Eukaryota, Metazoa, Chordata, Mammalia, Sirenia, Trichechidae. Gene Ontology annotation, cellular component: 90S preribosome; small-subunit processome; nucleolus. The coding region runs from base 91 to 2586 and encodes 831 amino acids. Gene Ontology annotation, molecular function: protein binding; U3 snoRNA binding. Gene Ontology annotation, biological process: endonucleolytic cleavage in 5'-ETS of tricistronic rRNA transcript (SSU-rRNA, 5.8S rRNA, LSU-rRNA); endonucleolytic cleavage to generate mature 5'-end of SSU-rRNA from (SSU-rRNA, 5.8S rRNA, LSU-rRNA). The transcript has 21 exons.
GUGUGGAGUAAGGCGUCCGAUCUGCCUCACGCGGCUGCGGCAUCUCUGACAGAUUCCAGCGGGAGUGACGGCGUCCGCGGCGGCGGCAACAUGGCAGAGACAGCGGCCGGAGUGAGCCGCUUCAAGGCCAACUAUGCCAUCGAGCGCAAGAUCGAGCCUUUCUACAAGGGCGGGAAGGUGCAGCUGGACCAGGCUGGGCAGCACCUCUUCUGCGUCUGUGGUACCAGAGUCAACGUCCUGGAAGUGGCUUCAGGGGCCGUGCUGCGGAGCCUGGAGCAGGAGGACCAGGAAGACAUCACUGCCUUUGACCUCAGCCCUGAUGAUGAGGUGCUGGUGACGGCCAGCCGGGCAUUGUUGCUGGCCCAGUGGGCCUGGCGAGAGGGCAGUGUCACACGCCUGUGGAAGGCAGUCCACACAGCCCCUGUGGCCACCAUGGCCUUCGACCCCACUUCCACACUGCUAGCCACAGGCGGCUGCGAUGGGGCCGUGCGCAUCUGGGACAUCGUUCGACACUACGGGACGCACCACCUGCGGGGCUCAGCGGGCGUCGUGCGUUUGGUGGCCUUCCACCCGGACCCGGCACGCCUGCUGCUCUUUUCCUCAGCAGCGGACGCCGCCAUCCGCGUGUGGUCCCUGCAGGACCGGUCGUGCCUGGCCGUGCUGACCGCUCACUACAGUGCCGUCACCUCGCUGGUCUUCAGUGCCGACGGCCACACCAUGCUCAGCUCUGGCCGUGACAAGAUCUGCGUCGUCUGGGACCUGCAGAGCCACCGGGCCGUGAAGACCGUGCCAGUGUUUGAGAGCGUGGAGGCCGCGGUGCUGCUGCCAGAGGAGCUGGCGCCUGAGCUGGGCGUGAAGUCCCCCCCGGGCCUGCACUUCCUGACGGCUGGCAGCCAAGGCUCGCUGCGCGUGUGGGAGGUGGCAUCCGGGCAGUGUGUGUACACACAGCCGCGGCUGACAGGCCCCGGGCAGGAGCUGACCCACUGCGCCCUGGCCCGCGCUGCCGGCCUGCUGCUCAGCGUUACUGCCGACCACAACCUGCUGCUCUACGAGGCCCACUCGCUGCAGCUGCGCAAACAGUUUGCCGGCUACAGCGAGGAGGUGCUGGACGUCCGGUUCCUGGGGCCUGAGGACUCCCAUGUGGUCGUGGCCUCCAACAGCCCCUGCCUGAAGAUAUUUGAGCUGCAGACGUCGACCUGCCAGAUUCUGCAUGGCCACACAGAUAUCGUCCUGGCCCUGGAUGUGUUCCGGAAGGGGUGGCUCUUCGCUAGCUGUGCCAAGGACCAGAGCGUUCGCAUCUGGAGGAUGAACAAGGCCGGCGAGGUGGCCUGUGUGGCUCUGGGCUCCGGGCACACACACAGCGUCGGCACUGUCUGCUGCUCUAGGCUGAAGGAGUCCUUCCUGGUGACAGGCAGUCAGGACUGCACGGUGAAAGUCUGGCCACUCCCUGAAGGCCUGUUGUCCAGGACCACCGCCCCCAGUGGGGGCCCCGUCCUCCUGCAGGCCCAGGCCACACAGCGCUGCCAUGACAAGGACAUCAACAGCGUGGCCAUCGCCCCCAACGACAAGCUGCUGGCCACAGGCUCCCAGGACCGCACGGCCAAGCUCUGGGCGCUGCCACAGUGCCAGCUGCUGGGCGUCUUCUCAGGCCACCGGCGUGGCCUCUGGAGCGUGCAGUUCUCGCCCAUGGACCAGGUGCUGGCCACGGCCUCGGCCGACGGCACCAUCAAGCUCUGGGCGCUGCAGGACUUCAGCUGCCUUAAGACCUUCGAGGGGCAUGACGCCUCCGUGCUGAAGGUGGCCUUCGUGAGCCGGGGCACGCAGCUGCUGUCCAGCGGCUCGGACGGGCUCUUGAAGCUCUGGACCAUCAAGAACAACGAGUGUGUGCGCACGCUGGACGCCCACGAGGACAAGGUCUGGGGGCUGCACUGCAGUCGGCUCGACCACCACGCCCUCACUGGUGGCAGCGACUCCCGCGUCAUCCUCUGGAAGGAUGUGACGGAGGAGGAGCAGGCCGAAGAGCAGGCCAAGCGGGAGGAGCAGGUGGUCAAGCAGCAAGAACUGGAUAACCUGCUUCACGAGCGGCGGUACCUGCAGGCGCUGGGCCUGGCCAUCUCCCUGGACCGGCCGCACACUGUGCUGACCGUCAUCCAGGCCAUCCGCAGGGACCCUGAGGCCUGCGAGAAGCUGGAAGCCACAGUGCUCCAACUGCGGCGAGACCAGAAGGAGGCCCUGCUGCGCUUCUGCGUCACCUGGAACACCAAUUCGCGGCAUUGCCACGAGGCCCAGGCCGUGCUGGGCGUGUUCCUGCAGCACGAGGCCCCCGAGGAGCUGCUGGCCUACGAGGGCAUGCGGGCCACGCUGGAGGCCCUGCUGCCCUACACCGGUGCGUGGCAUGGCCUGGGGUGGGCGGAGCAGGCACCGGGCCCCGGGGACCUCCUGACCCACCUCUGCACUCCCCCAGAACGGCACUUCCAGCGGCUCAGCCGGACACUGCAAGCAGCCACCUUCCUGGACUUCCUGUGGCACAACAUGAAGCUGUCCCCGGUCCCAGCUGGCCCCCCCGGCCCUCUGAGUCGUUCAUAA